AUGCUUAUCGUCGAGUGCAACGGAUCCCCGUUCGAGUCAAAGUCUCCUAACAGUGAGCAGAUAGGAGUGCAGCAUGGCACCGCGGCCAAAAUCCACAUUGAACGAUGCAUUGCCUUCUACGCCUCACUGUUCCAGAAGGCGAGCAAGCUGGACUGGCCAGCAGUGCAGGACGUGGCACGGCGAUUCGAGCCACACAUCCAGCAGAAAUGGCCAAACUACUACGAAGAAAUGCAAGGCGUGGCCCAAGGCUCCGGACGAUCGAUUUCCGACAUCAUCGCCCUGAAUGUGCGAACGGAGAUUGCCUUCGGGAGCUUCAGUGACGGCUGCACGUCGCUGGCCUGGCAAACGGAGAAACGAGCAUACCUGGGGCAAAACUGGGAUUGGAAACAAGCGCAGCAGGAGAAUCUGAUCGUGCUCAAGAUCCAACAGGCCGGCAAGCCGGCGAUCCAGAUGAUCAGCGAGGCCGGUAUCAUCGGCAAGAUCGGGCUCAACUCGGCCGGGGUCGGGGUGUGUCUGAACGCGAUCCGCGCCCAAGGCAUGGACCCGACCCGGCUGCCGGUGCACCUGGGCUUGCGCAUGGUGCUGGAGAGCGCGACGGCGAAGCAGGCGGUGGCUGCGCUGGAGAGCUAUGGCCUCGCCGCAGCAGCACACAUGCUGAUCGCCGACCCCGGCGACGCCGUCGGGCUCGAGGUGUCGGCGUUGACCACGGCCCAACUGCUCCCGGACGCGCUGGGCCGCGUCGUGCAUUCCAACCACUUUGUUCUCCCCCACCCGGGCGUUGUCGACACCGUCUGGAUCCAGGAUUCGCUGUUCCGCAUCGCCCGCCUGACCGACACGAGCGCUGCCCUCGCGGCGGCGUCAAGUGCCAGUGCCAACCCGAACCCGUCGUGGGCCGAGGUGUCGCGCCUGUUUGAGGACGAGGAGAACGCGCCCACGGCCAUCUGCCGCUCCGAAACUGGGCCCAGCGAUUCCGCUACCUUGUUCAACAUCCUCAUGGACUUGAGGCAGAAGAAGGCCGUCAUUCGCAUGGGCAAGCCGUGUCAUGUCGACGAAACCGUGACUUUGGAGUUUUGA
Capronia epimyces CBS 606.96 is the source of this 1074-nucleotide messenger RNA. RefSeq lists its product as uncharacterized. Lineage: Eukaryota; Fungi; Ascomycota; Eurotiomycetes; Chaetothyriales; Herpotrichiellaceae. Bases 1 to 1074 code for a protein of 357 amino acids. The record is from RefSeq and is a predicted model, not a curated record. The transcript is spliced from 4 exons.